Talaromyces rugulosus is the source of this 1353-nucleotide messenger RNA. RefSeq lists its product as uncharacterized. NCBI's taxonomy places the organism in Eukaryota, Fungi, Ascomycota, Eurotiomycetes, Eurotiales, Trichocomaceae. The coding region runs from base 1 to 1353 and encodes 450 amino acids. The record is from RefSeq and is a predicted model, not a curated record. The transcript has 2 exons.
AUGGCGUUUGAGGCAAGAGACGUUGAAAUCGAUCCUGCUCUUCAGGAUCUCGGCUACCCAACCCCAGACAGUGAAGACAUGCGUUCCGAAUACAACAUGGCAGACAGACUCACCAUCGAUGUCGAGUGCCCGCCGCUGGGCACCAGUACUUGCUCUAGCUUUUCUCCAAUGGACUCUCCUACGCCGACUCCGACCUCUCUUUAUAGCCAGGGAUCUCUUGCGUCCCCUGGAUGGCAUGACGGCGGUGCAUAUUCUCAUGGUUUAGAAGGCACUAGGACUGCCACCCCGUUGAGAAGCAGCUUCCGUAUGGCCGACAUCACAGCUGGAGACGGCAUGAUGCAACAGUAUGAAAACGUCGACGGCCACGAGCGAGUUCCUCUCUUCGAUUAUAUGCCAGGGUACUCAGACAACGUGGAACAAUUUUGGAUCCCCCAGGAUAUUCCCAAGGCAUAUGAACCAGCAAACAGCUUUCAAUGCCAACCAAACAUGGGACCGCAGUAUCCUCAGAUGGUCCGCAACUGCUACCGCAACAACCAGCCCAGUUAUCUUCCCGAGUCAGCAUCUAACCCCUGUCUGUCUCGUCCCAUCUUUCACCAGACUGAGAGGUUGCCAAAUACCAUGUCUAUGACGAACAUGAGCCAAUGGAUGCCACCUGCUGAUAUGAUGCAACCACAAACCAUCACUCCUGCACAGGCGUUUACACAGGCACCGAUGACGCCGCCUUCAUCCUAUGCCGGAUUCCCCGGAUCCGCCAACACACUGCGGACUCACACGCCCGUGACCCCAGUGCGGUCGUGCUCCCUGGGCUCUGGAACAGAAACGCCCAUGAGCCGGCUCUCUGGUGGCCACAGUGACAACACCGACGAAGAAUGGCUUUCCCCGGGAAUGCGGGAGAGUCUACGACACCGACAGCCACAGCGCCAGCUUUCCCGAAAGUCCCUCAAAAAAUCAUCAUCCAAGCAAAGCCUACGCCUCGAAAACCUACCCUCAAUCAUUAAACAAGUUCAAUUCAAAUGCACCGAACCCGGAUGCAAAGGCCGAUUCAAGCGACAGGAGCACCUCAAGCGACACAUGAAGAGCCACUCCAAAGAGAAGCCUCACGUUUGCUGGGUCCCCGGCUGCAACCGAGGCUUUUCUCGCAGCGACAAUCUAAAUGCCCACUACACCAAGACUCAUAGCAAGCGUGGUGGCCGCAACCGCUACGUUGCUACUCUCGAUGAGACUAGCCCUGAUUUCGACCCAGAAUUCCGCGGCCAACUAACCCCAGAUGGCCGUCCUAUCUAUGGGUCGAAAUUGGACGACCCCAUCCCCAUGGAUAGCACUGAUGCGGAUGGCGAGUCAUGGGACGAGUAA